AUGUGCGUAUCGCGGGCUUGGUACGACACGGUCCUCCGCACGCACGAGCUUUGGGGAGGCAUUCUGCCCUCGCUAUUGCAACCUAGGCACUGGCUCACAGCAUGCGACCGAGCGGGCGAAGCGGCCAAGUGUCUCUUGUACGGGGAGCGAUCUACGUGGCACUGCAAUGACACCCAACUACGCACUGCGAGGUCUAUUCAUACCAUGGACUUGUGCCCGUGGCGCAACUUUGGACGGCGUCUGCAAGGACUCAACAUGAGACUCUUGGAGGUUCUGUGUGUUUGUCCUCACGAGGGCAACAUUCCUGAUUCGUUGCCCGCAACUCCGCGCGCGCCGACAUACGCCCCGCGCCUUCUCAUUUGCGAGAUUUCCUCGCCGGCUGUGUUCAUCACUGAGCGUUCACAGCAUCUGGUUGUGUCCAACUUCUGGGUUGAACAGCUGCGUGCUGCCCUUAGCGCAUUGGUUUCGCUGAAGCAUCUCGAGAUCCAUAGGACGCGCUCGAGCGGCAGGCGAGUUGACUGGACAGCACUGAUUGCUAGCACAGGUCGUGAUUUCCUCGAGACACUGAUCUUUUGGUGUCCGGCAACCCAGAGCCGCGGUCUCAGCACGAACGUCGAGGCGCUCAAGGCACCGCGUUUGCGCGUCUUGGACGCUGGCGGGGCUGUGUUGGUGCGGAGCCCAUGUAUGCAGCGCAUGCACGUAGAGCACGUCGCCUGGCAUGAUCUUGUCAUGAUGUUGGCAGCUUCACCAUCCAUUGAGUCUCUCACGGUGCGGUCCUUGGUCGAUGGGGACUUGUCCGUGGAAGGCGGGGUUGGCUUGCCACAGUGGAUUGAGUUGCCAUUGCUGGAGGCGGUGGACAUCUCUAGCGUUCUCGCCGGUCAUACGCGCGGCGUAUUUGAGUUGCUCCGCGCAACGGCUAUCUGCGACAUCGUUCUCCACUUCGACGCGACGGCUCCGCCCAAUCGUGAGGCACUCGGCUACGUAAUCGAGCUACUUACGGCCGCUGUUUCCAUGGGCGCAGCUGAGCUCGAGCGGGUCUUUCAAUGGGCAAGGAGGGCUUUUCAGCGCAGCGGCUACUACCGGCUCUUGUUUGACCUUAGUGACGUACUGGGCGGGGUCGGCGUGCUCGAGAAUGCUGAGGUCAAUGUGGGCGCCCUCAGAGGUGCGGCGCUGGUGUUGCGCGAUGUUGUGCGGGCCGCGGCGGAUGAUGCUGAGAUGCUCGCGGGCAGGGAAGAGUUGCUCGGCGCCGCUGUCAACGCCGCCAUGCAGGCUGCCGGUGUCGAUCUUACUCACGCGUCGAUCUUACUCGCGCGGAGAGCGUGA
Molecule: messenger RNA, 1323 nt
Organism: Peniophora sp. CBMAI 1063
Lineage: Eukaryota; Fungi; Basidiomycota; Agaricomycetes; Russulales; Peniophoraceae
Source: the annotation of a GenBank genome assembly